Messenger RNA from Rhinocladiella mackenziei CBS 650.93, 1215 nucleotides. RefSeq lists its product as uncharacterized. Gene Ontology annotation, molecular function: quinone binding; primary methylamine oxidase activity; copper ion binding. The record is from RefSeq and is a predicted model, not a curated record. NCBI's taxonomy places the organism in Eukaryota, Fungi, Ascomycota, Eurotiomycetes, Chaetothyriales, Herpotrichiellaceae. Bases 1 to 1215 code for a protein of 404 amino acids. The transcript has 2 exons. Gene Ontology annotation, biological process: amine metabolic process.
AUGCCAAUGGAUCACAUCACCUCGGAAAAGCUCGUGUCAACCUCUUACAAAAUCAGGUCGAAAGCAUUGAGGAACUUCCCGAGUUGCAAGGUUCAGCCGGACGGAGCCUCGUUCACCGUGCGAUGCCGAAACAUUACCUGGCAGAAAUGGAAUUUUCAACUUGGAUGGAAUGUCCGCGAAGGCCCAGUCCUUCAUAAUGUGUUCUACGACAACCGAUCCUUGUUCUAUCGCGUCUCCAUGAGCGAAAUGACAGUGCCUUAUGGCGAUCCGCGCACCCCUUUCCACCGGAAGCAGACAUUCGACCUGGGAGAUUCCGGCUUUGGCUUGACAUCAAACACAUUGACUUUCGGCUGUGAUUGUCUCGGGCAUAUCCGCUACUUCGACGGCUACCGCACUUCCAGCGACGGUAAAGCCGUUCUCAUGCCUAGUGUUGUCUGCAUGCACGAAGUCGAUCAAGGCAUUGGUUGGAAACACACAAAUUUCCGUAAUGGCAUGUCGUCAGUGGUCCGUGACCGCCAACUGGUCAUCCAAUGCACAGCUACUGUUACCAACUACGAAUAUAUCCUUGCCUUUAUUCUUGAUCAAGCCGCGAAUCUACACAUCGAAGUCAGAGCGACUGGCAUAGUCUCAACAAUGCCCGUGGCAAAAGGAGUGCAUACUCCUUGGGGCAGCGUCGUUGUUCCUGGAGUCAUGGCCGUGAAUCAUCAGCACCUGUUCAACGUUCGCCUCGACCCUGCUCUGGAUGGUCAGAAGAACAGUAUCAUCUACGACGAUUGCGUCCCGGUAGUCGAUGAUCCGACGCUCGAUCCCUUCGGCUGCGCGUUUAAAGUAGAGACCACGACGAUCAAGAAGCCAGGUGGCUACGACAUCGAUCUUGGAGCCUUUCGGACUUACAAGAUCAUCAAUCCCUCCGUUGUGAACUCGGCCUCUGGUAAGCCGGUUGGGUACAAACUGAACACUGUACCAUCGCAAAUGAUGAUGAUGGGCAAGCACACAUUCAAUUACAAGCGUGGUGUUUUUGCCAGUAAGCCGAUAUGGGUGACCAAAUAUGGUGACGAAGAGCUUUGGGCUGCUGGGGAAUUUACGAACCAAAGCCGUGAAGAUACGGGACUUGCGAUCUGGGCAAUCGGAAUGAGAAUGUGGAAGACGAGGAUGUCGUGCUUUGGCAUACAUUUGGCGUCACGCAUAUCACAAGGCCUGAAGAUUUCCCAGUGA